This is a messenger RNA of Meira miltonrushii, 1205 nucleotides long. RefSeq names its product SCA7-domain-containing protein. The transcript is spliced from 4 exons. The coding region runs from base 132 to 1205 and encodes 357 amino acids. Lineage: Eukaryota; Fungi; Basidiomycota; Exobasidiomycetes; Exobasidiales; Brachybasidiaceae. Gene Ontology annotation, biological process: regulation of transcription by RNA polymerase II; regulatory ncRNA-mediated heterochromatin formation; RITS complex assembly. Gene Ontology annotation, cellular component: SAGA complex. The record is from RefSeq and is a predicted model, not a curated record.
AUGCGCGACGCGGCCAAUCAGAUUGUCGAUCAGUUUAACUCACUUUGAUGGUCAAUCAGCUAGCAUUCAUUCAUUCAGUGGAGCAACAACAUAUGCUACAACGAUCGCAGCAAGAAGAAUAGCGAACAAUCAUGUCACACCCAUCGUGGGCGGAUAUAUAUGAAUCCGUACGAAGUCCAACUCCUGAUCCUUCUAGCUCACGUUCAAAUGCACCUGGAUGGCAUUCAAACGAUGCAGAUGUGACGGAUUUCGGUCCCUCACGCUUGGAUGAUGAUGUAGAAGUCGUUCAAUGCGGAGAUUGUGGAAAAGUUGUACUUAGGGACGCACUAGGAUUUCAUCAGGAGAACUGUCGCUUGAUUCGGGAUAUCGCUGAAGGUAGAUUGUCACCUAGCAUCAUCGAAGGAGAGGUACGAACACUACGAAGCAGAAGGGACUCGGAUGUAUCCGAUGCUUCAUCCAUAUCACAAGCACAACAUGCAUUGGGCGGCACACGAAAGAAAGGUGCUCCGGAUGUUGAUACCCAAUGCGGUGUGAUCAAUGAUAAAGGAUUACCUUGUUCACGUUCGUUGACGUGCAAAUCUCACUCGAUGGGUGCAAAACGUGCAGUGUUGGGACGCUGCAAACCAUACGAUGAACUAUUGCUGGAAUGGCAAAAGAUUCAUAAUCCUGCUUUAGUGGCCAAAUUGGAAGAGAAAGAACGUGCAUUAGCAGCAGCAAAAGCAGCAUCAGCAGAACGUAAACAACCUGUACCGAUGAGCAAUGCAGAACAAGCUGAACAAUCCAAAGUUAAUUCUGCCGUUGCCGCUCAAAAGAGACAAGAAGAUCCGAACAGCGAUAUGUACACUUUGGGUUUCAACGAUGAAGAAGUGGAUACCGAAUUCACUGAAUUGGUCAGCGCAAUCCGUGCUGCUGUUGAGAAUGAACGAACACGAAUCUUACCGCUUGCUCAACGUAGCUUUGCAGGCGUUUACACUCAUAGAGCACAUACUUUACGCAGUUGCAGAGAGUUACUUCGUGAAGGUUUGCGAAGUGCAGCAAAGGCAACACAUGCUGCCAAUUUCGCAUAUCAACCUCAAGUACCAACUUCCGCUGUGAAUGCUGCUGCUAUGGCUGCUGCUGCCGCGGCUACCAAUCAUCCGAUGGGCAUGUCACUCGAUCCUACAGGGAGGCCAAUGAAUCCAGUAAUGAUGAAUCAAGCACGUUAA